UCCUCUAAUAUAAAUCCAUCUCCAACCAAACAAGAAAAAAUUAAUUUGGAACAAUGGCAACGAAGUCUAGUGGUAUUGUCCUUGCCUCUGCCCUUUGCUUCUUGUCCCUCCUCGGCUUCGCUUACUGCGCCGAUAACCUGAGUGUGGAUGGCCUUGUUUACUGUGACAGCUGCCGUAUCCAGUUUAUGACCAGGAUCAGUGAGGCCCUUCAAGGUGCAAAGGUGAAGUUGGAAUGCAGAGACCGGGAAGGCGGGACCAUAACCCUGAGCAGCGAGACAGAGACUGAUGAGCAAGGAAGGUACCAAAUUCCGGUGGAAGGAGACCACGAAGAGGAGGUUUGCGAGGUGGUAUUGGUGAAGAGCCCCAGAGAUGACUGCAGCGAGAUUAGCACUGACUCUCAUGCAAAGUUGAGCGCGAGGAUCAGCCUCACAAACAACAAUGGCAUCGCCGGACCCCAUCGCAUUCCAAACCCUCUUGGUUUCCUCAAGAAGGAACCCGACGCUCAGUGCGCUGAGGUCCUCAAGGAGCUUGGCCUAACCCCAGAAGGCGACCUUGCAUAAUGAAGUCGUCAUCGUGGUCGUGGUCGUGGUCAUCGUCAUCAUCAUGAUUAUCAUCAAUGAUCAAUGAUCAAUGUUUUCUUUUCUUUUACAUAAUUCAAUUCAAUAGGAAAUAAAUGGGGUUUUAGUAAUUUUCCCUACCAAUCCAUUGUGAUAUGUAAGUGAGAAAUUGAAUUUAUACAUGGAUCUAUAUGCAGUAGCAGUACAUUAAUAAUUAGGGGUGUAUUUUUGUCUAGGCUGGCUAAUCAAUAUUAAAUUUGAUUUCGACUGUUGGUUUUUAA
This is a messenger RNA of Prunus mume (Japanese apricot), 838 nucleotides long. RefSeq names its product olee1-like protein. The record is from RefSeq and is a predicted model, not a curated record. NCBI's taxonomy places the organism in Eukaryota, Viridiplantae, Streptophyta, Magnoliopsida, Rosales, Rosaceae.